Aspergillus clavatus NRRL 1 is the source of this 1023-nucleotide messenger RNA. RefSeq lists its product as uncharacterized. The coding region runs from base 1 to 1023 and encodes 340 amino acids. Gene Ontology annotation, biological process: arachidonate metabolic process. The transcript has 2 exons. The record is from RefSeq and is a predicted model, not a curated record. NCBI's taxonomy places the organism in Eukaryota, Fungi, Ascomycota, Eurotiomycetes, Eurotiales, Aspergillaceae. Gene Ontology annotation, cellular component: membrane.
AUGCAUCUGGAGCCAAAAAAGUUGAACCUCUUGUCCUUGGACGGCGGCGGGAUCCGCGGUCUCUCCUCUCUCUAUGUCCUCAAACAGAUGAUGGAGGCCAUUGACCCAGAUCAACCCCCGAAACCGUGCGAGGUCUUCGAUAUGAUCGGCGGAACAAGCACAGGAGGAUUGAUUGCCAUCAUGUUGGGCCGCCUCAAAAUGGACGUGGACCAGUGCAUCGACGCAUACUACCGGCUUUCGAAGCAGGCAUUCACACGGAAGAGUUUUUUUCCCGUCACCAUCAGAGGAGGGUUCAACGCCCGCUUCGACAGCAAGAAGCUAGAACAAGCGUUGAAGACUGUCAUUGCGGAGCAGGGCCUUGACGAAGACGCCCUCCUCCAGGACCCGGACGCCUCGUGCCACGUCUUCGUCUGCGCAACCCGAACAACCACCGGUAGCACCACAAGCUUCACGAGCUUCUACCACCUGCGCGGCGAGACGCACCUAUACCGUGUCAUGAAGAUUUGGGAAGCCGGCCGGGCGACGUCCGCUGCGCCCUCGUUCUUCGAUCCGCUGAUGAUCAUCGACUCCGUGAUGCGGAACGAGCGCAGGUUUAUCGACGGGGCGCUGGGCGCAAACAAUGCCGUGAGAAAGGUGUGGGAGCAUGCCAUGGAUGUGUGGAAGUCGGAUAGGUUUGAAAAAUCGGAGUCGGGUAGGUUUGAAGACCAGCUGGGGUGUCUGGUCUCCAUUGGGACGGGCACGCCCCCGGAGAUGCAGUAUACCAGAGGAAUCUUUCAGACUCUCAAGCUUAAAAAGGGCCUUGUGACGGACACGGAGGUUGAAGCAGAGGACUUUGCGGAGGAACAUGCUAAUUUGGUUGAUGAGCACCGGUAUUUCCGGUUCAAUGUCCCAGGUGGAUUGGCGCAGAUUGGACUCGAGGAAAUAAAGAAGAUAAACCAGAUUGAGUUGGAGACGAACAAGUAUCUGGCUGCUGAAGCGGUUAGCCAGGAGAUUGAUAUCUGCGCCAGGUCGUUGCGAAGGUGA